Ochotona princeps (American pika) is the source of this 1925-nucleotide messenger RNA. RefSeq names its product enhancer of mRNA decapping 3 (gene EDC3). NCBI's taxonomy places the organism in Eukaryota, Metazoa, Chordata, Mammalia, Lagomorpha, Ochotonidae. Gene Ontology annotation, cellular component: P-body. The transcript is spliced from 7 exons. Gene Ontology annotation, biological process: P-body assembly; deadenylation-independent decapping of nuclear-transcribed mRNA. Gene Ontology annotation, molecular function: mRNA binding. The record is from RefSeq and is a predicted model, not a curated record. Bases 221 to 1747 code for a protein of 508 amino acids.
UGUGGAACGGAAGGCCCCUCGGCGGGUUCCAGGGAGCUGAGGGUGCGCUGGGCGUGAAGCGCUUCGGAAGCCCAGGUCAGCGGCGCGGAGUCGGGGGGCCGGGGAGCUUCCGAGGCCGCCGGGCCGAGCGGAGCUGGAAGUGGGGGGAGCCGAGGACGACCGGUGUGUGUGUGUGUGUCGCCUUCGCAGCCUUAGUUCCGCGUGGCCUGGCAUCUGCAGCAUGGCGACCGACUGGCUGGGCAGCAUUGUGUCCAUCAACUGUGGCGAGAGCCUGGGUGUCUACCAGGGGAGGGUGUCUGCCGUGGACCAGAUCAGCCAGACUAUCUCACUCACACGACCUUUCCACAAUGGGGUGAAGUGUCUUGUGCCCGAAGUCACCUUCAGGGCAGGUGACAUUACGGAGUUGAAAAUUCUGGAGAUACCAAGUCCAGGAGACAACCAGCAUUCUGGCGAUCUUCACCAAACGGAGUCAGGCCCCUCUGGCAUGGGGUACUCAGUUGGCAUCAAUCAGAAUGGCACGGGCAAGUUGGUCAAGAAGCCGACCUCUUCCAGCAGUGCCCCUCAGAACAUCCCCAAGCGGACAGACAUGCGGAGCCAGGACGUUGCCGUGUCCCCACAACAGCAGCAGUGCUCCAAGAGCUAUGUGGACAGGCACACGGAGUCCCUGAGUCAGUCCAAGAGCUUCCGGCGCCGGCACAACUCCUGGUCGAGCAGCAGCAGGCACCCAAACCAGGCGACUCCGAAGAAAAGUGGUUUAAAGAAUGGCCAGAUGAAGAGCAAAGACGACGAGUGCUUCGGGGAUGACAUCGAGGAAAUCCCAGACACAGAUUUUGAUUUUGAGGGGAACCUGGCCCUCUUUGACAAGGCUGCCGUGUUUGAGGAGAUUGAGACCUAUGAGAGGCGCAGUGGUGCCCGCUCCCGGGGUCCCCCUGGUGAGAGGCCAGCGCGCUACCGGCAUGAUGAGAACAUCCUGGAGUCGGAGCCCAUCGUCUACCGGCCUAUCACCGUGCCCCACAGCGGGAGCAAGGAAUUCUGCACCGACUCUGGCCUGGUCGUUCCAAGUGUCUCCUACGAGCUGCAUAAGAAGCUCCUGGCUGUGGCCGAGAAGCACGGGCUGACUCUGGAACGGAGGCUGGAGGUGACCGGCGUGUGUGCCAGCCAGAUGGCCUUGACUCUGCUCGGGGGACCCAACAGGCUAAACCCCAAAAAUGUUCACCAGAGGCCCACGGUGGCGCUGCUCUGUGGGCCCCAUGUGAAAGGGGCUCAGGGCAUCAGCUGUGGCAGGCACUUGGCCAACCAUGACGUCCAAGUCAUCCUCUUCCUGCCUAACUUUGUCAAGAUGCUGGAGUCCAUCACCAACGAACUCUCUCUCUUCAGCAAGACCCAGGGCCAGCAGGUGUCCAGCCUCAAAGAUCUGCCCAGCAGCCCCGUGGACCUGGUCAUCAACUGCCUGGACUGCCCAGAGAACGCCUUCCUGCGGGACCAGCCCUGGUACAAGGCAGCUGUGGCCUGGGCCAACCAGAACCGCGCUCCGGUCCUCAGCAUAGACCCUCCCGUGCAUGAAGUCGAACAGGGCAUUGAUGCCAAGUGGUCCCUGGCCCUGGGCCUGCCGCUGCCGCUGGGUGAGCACGCGGGCCGGGUCUACCUGUGCGACAUCGGCAUUCCCCAGCAGGUCUUCCAGGAGGUGGGCAUCAACUACCACUCGCCCUUCGGCUGCAAGUUUGUCAUCCCCCUGCAUUCGGCCUAGGCUCCCAGCCAGCCUCCCGCUGCAGAGGACAAGCGCCUUAAGGAUGGAAGCUUCUUGGACUUGGUUGUGCUUUGCUCUUUUGGGUUGAUUUCUUGGCCAGAGAAUGGAGCCCUCAGCUGGGGCAGGCUCCCUCCAACCCCCACCUGCCCUGUACCGGGGGCUCUGCUUCCAGAGGGCU